CGCGCCCUGGCGGCUCCGGGGGCGGCUGGAGCCCGUGAGGGCCGCUCGGCAGGAGGGAGGGGGCCGCAUGAUGAAACCUGGCGGCGGAUUUCAGCAGCAGCGGCAGCAGCAGGCGGCGGGGGAGGAGCCCGGCGGCCGGCUCUGGCUGCCUGGCACGGCGCAGAGCCGCCUCUUCCUCCCCACGCCGCAGCGAGGACGGCGGCUCUCCCCGGCACACGGUAACUCAACAGCUUCACAAUGUGUGGUAUCUGGGCCCUGUUUGGAAGCGAUGAGUGCCUUUCUGUCCAGUGUCUAAGUGCCAUGAAGAUCGCACACAGAGGUCCCGAUGCAUUUCGUUUCGAGAACGUCAAUGGAUUCACCAACUGUUGUUUUGGUUUCCAUCGCCUCGCGGUUGUUGAUCAGCUGUAUGGCAUGCAGCCUAUCCGGGUGAAGAAGUUCCCAUAUCUGUGGCUGUGUUACAAUGGAGAAAUAUACAAUUUCAAACAGUUGCAGAAGCAGUUUGGAUUUGAAUAUCAAACACUGGUGGAUGGUGAGGUUAUCCUUCAUCUUUACAACAAAGGAGGAAUAGAACAAACGGCAUCCAUGCUGGAUGGUGUAUUUGCUUUCAUCCUUCUGGACACAGCAAACAGAAAAGUGUUUCUGGCGAGAGAUACCUAUGGAGUCAGACCACUGUUUAAGGUGCUGACUGAUGAUGGAUUUUUGGGUGUCUGUUCUGAGGCAAAAGGACUUAUCAACUUAAAGCAUUCAGCAUCCUUAUUUCCUAAAGUGGAACCAUUUCUUCCGGGACAUUAUGAAGUGCUGGAUUUGAAGCCCUCUGGCAAGGUUGCAUCAGUGGAAUUAGUAAAGUUUCAUAGCUAUAAAGAUGAACCACUCCAUGCUGCUUGUGAUACAGUGGAAAAUCUACCUUCAGGCUUUGAUCUUGAAACAGUGAAAAGUAACAUCCGUAUUCUGUUUGAAAAUGCUGUUAGAAAGCGUUUGAUGGCUCACAGAAGGAUUGGUUGUCUUUUGUCAGGGGGCUUAGAUUCCAGUUUGGUUGCAGCCAUUCUUCUGAAACUGAUGAAAGAAAUGAACAUCAACUAUCCAUUACAAACCUUUGCAAUUGGAAUGGAAAACAGCCCUGAUUUACUGGCUGCCAGAAAGGUGGCAGCGCAUAUAGGCAGCGAACAUCAUGAAGUAAUAUUUAAUUCUGAAGAGGGAAUUCAGGCAAUCGAGGAGGUUAUCUUCUCCUUGGAAACCUACGACAUAACAACAGUAAGAGCUUCAAUCGGUAUGUAUCUUGUCUCCAAGUACAUACGCAAGAAAACAGACAGUGUGGUCAUCUUUUCAGGAGAAGGCUCAGAUGAGCUGACACAAGGAUAUAUAUAUUUCCAUAAGGCGCCGUCUCCCGAAGAAGCUGCAGAAGAGAGUGAGAGGCUUCUGAAGGAGCUUUACCUGUUCGAUGUACUUCGUGCGGACAGAACUACUGCAGCACACGGACUUGAACUGAGAGUCCCAUUUUUGGAUCAUCGUUUUACUUCUUACUAUUUGUCUCUACCAGCAGAAAUGCGAACCCCAAAGAAUGGAAUCGAAAAAUACCUUUUAAGACAGUCAUUUGAAGACUCCAACUUACUUCCCAAAGAAAUACUCUGGAGACCCAAAGAAGCUUUCAGUGAUGGCAUAACAUCAGUAAAGAAAUCCUGGUUUUCUAUUCUUCAGGACUAUAUUGAUCAACAGGUUGAUGACCUUCUGCUUGAAAAGGCAGCAGAGAAAUACCCUUUUAAUCCUCCUAAAACAAAGGAAAGUUAUUAUUACCGCCAGAUCUUUGAGAAGCACUACCCAGGACGAAGCAGCUGGCUGCCCCACUACUGGAUGCCAAGAUGGGUUAAAACUGCUGAUCCUUCUGCUCGCACAUUGAAACAUUACAAGUCAGCUGCCCAAGAAUAGGCUGUUGAAGUAAUCCCCCAAAUAGAAGUACUGCAAGCAAUUUGCAUACACUCCGCUUUAAAAAUAAAAUAAAAAUGAUAAUAAAAAAAGAAAUAUGCAAACC
Molecule: messenger RNA, 2026 nt
Organism: Cygnus olor (mute swan)
Lineage: Eukaryota; Metazoa; Chordata; Aves; Anseriformes; Anatidae
Gene: ASNS
Product: asparagine synthetase (glutamine-hydrolyzing)
Exons: 12
Coding region: 238-1923 (561 amino acids)
Cellular component (GO): cytosol
Molecular function (GO): asparagine synthase (glutamine-hydrolyzing) activity
Source: RefSeq, a predicted model, not a curated record